Messenger RNA from Cannabis sativa, 785 nucleotides. RefSeq lists its product as uncharacterized. The transcript is spliced from 5 exons. The record is from RefSeq and is a predicted model, not a curated record. NCBI's taxonomy places the organism in Eukaryota, Viridiplantae, Streptophyta, Magnoliopsida, Rosales, Cannabaceae. The coding region runs from base 144 to 785 and encodes 213 amino acids.
AGCUAUUAUUUGUUAGAAUUUUGAUUUGUUUUUCUAUUACUCCAAAUGUUGACUCUAACCGUGUUUGUUUUCCUUCAAAAUAGACGGGGUUCAUUGUGCCGGACACCUUCAAACAUGAUUGUCUCAUCCUAGCUGGGAAGUUAAUGAAAGACUUCAAGAAUAGGAUGACAAAAGACAUCAUAAUGCCCGCGUUGAAAGAGAAUGAUCUGGGACGACUGGCACAAGUCCCUGAAAAGCACCCGGAGAUCGACGCUGCUGAUUGGUGCAAAUUUGUUGAAAGUAGACUAACUCCUGAAUUUCUGGAAUUGAGUAAGGUGCAACGUGAACGUUCCUCAAAAAUUCAAUCCAGACAUCGAAGUGGUCGGAGUGGAAUGGUGAACGUACGGGAAGCUGUGAAAAAGGACCUCGAAGUUGCAGAUCCUCCCCGCCACCGUGUUUGGAUUAAAUCUCGCACCAAGAGUAGAAAACUUGUCACUGAUUACGACAAGGAAAUUGCCGAGAAGAUAGCUCAAUUAGAGGAGAAGCUUAGUCAGGGACAAAUUCAGGUCCAGGGCCAAAACGAUAUCCUCACGCAGGCGCCGGACACCGCAGCAUCCCGGACGUGUCGUGGCCGCUGGCUGCAACCUCCGACUUUUCUAGGAGGUAUUGACAUAAUUAAGGCCAAGCAGUGGAUGAAGAGACGACUGAAUGCCACAAUCAGUCGGGACUUGAAGGUUACCACUUCAUAUGACACUUUGUACAAGAAAGUGAUAGAGCUAGCCUUAAUUGUUGAGGAGGCUGAAUAA